AUGGUGGUGGUGUGGCCGCCUCAGGAGUGGGCCUGGCAGGCUGUUCUCCUGGUGACCGGAGUGGCAUUGCUGAGCCGUGGGUCUCAUGCCAACAUGUUGGACACCAUGCUGCUGAAGAACGGAUGGAAGGGUGGAUCAGAGCGUAGGACGGAGGAGAGCAGCAGCGCGGCCACGGUUUCGGCUCAGAACAUGCUCUGGUGUCACUGCUACCACCACUGCCCCGAAGACUCCGUCAACAACACUUGCAUGACUGACGGCUACUGCUUCACCAUGGUGGAGGAGGAGGAGGGGGGUCUGGCAGUGCUCACCGCAGGUUGUUUGGGUCUCGCCGGCUCUGAGUUCCAGUGCAGAGACACGUGGAACGCACGUUCGAGGAGAGCUCUGGAGUGUUGCACAGAUCAGGACUAUUGCAACAGAGACUUGCAUCCUACUCUCCCUCCACUCAUGACGUCAGAUUAUGUUGACAGCAGCAUCCAGUACAUGGCGCUCUUCAUUUCAAUCACAGUCUGCAGUAUCAUCCUCGGUCUCAUCCUCGUAUUCUGCUACUUCAGAUAUAAGCGCCAGGAGUCACGACCCCGCUACAGUAUCGAUCUGGAGCAGGAAGAGACCUACAUCCCCCCUGGGGAGUCCCUGAAGGACCUGAUAGAGCAUUCUCGCAGCAUCGGGUCUGGCUCUGGGUCAGGACUCCCUCUGCUGGUGCAGCGCACUAUCGCCAAGCAGAUUCAGAUGGUCAAGCAGAUUGGAAAAGGGCGAUACGGAGAGGUCUGGAUGGGCAAGUGGAGAGGCGAGAGAGUGGCCGUUAAGGUCUUCUUCACCACGGAGGAGGAGAGCUGGUUCAGAGAGACCGAAAUCUAUCAGACCUUCCUGAUGAGACAUGACAAUAUACUGGGAUUCAUAGCAGCAGAUAUUAAAGGAACCGGCUCGUGGACUCAGCUCUACCUGAUCACAGACUACCAUGAGAACGGAUCGUUAUACGACUACCUAAAGUCCAACACCCUAGACGUCAAGGCCCUGCUGAAACUGGCCUACUCCUCAAUAUCAGGCCUCUGCCAUCUGCACACUGAGAUCUAUGGCACGCAGGGCAAACCAGCCAUCGCACACAGAGACCUAAAAAGCAAGAACAUCUUGGUAAAAAAGAACGGAUCCUGCUGUAUAGCAGACCUUGGACUUGCUGUCAAGUUUAACAGUGACACCAAUGAGGUGGAUAUCCCUCCCAACCUGCGAGUCGGUACGAAGCGCUACAUGCCGCCUGAAGUGCUGGAAGAGACCCUGAACAGGAGCUACUUCCAGUCCUUUAUAAUGGCCGACAUGUAUAGUUUUGGCCUCAUCGUCUGGGAGAUGGCCCGACGCUGCCUCUCUGGAGGCAUCGUGGAGGAGUAUCAGCUGCCCUACCACGACCUCGUGCCCACUGAUCCUUCCUAUGAAGACAUGAGAGAAGUCGUCUGCAUUAAGAAACAAAGACCCUCAUUUGCAAAUCGCUGGAGCAGCGAUGAGUGUCUAAGGCAGAUGGGAAAACUCAUGUCGGAGUGCUGGGCCCACAACCCGGCCUCUCGCCUCACAGCCCUGAGGGUGAAGAAGACCCUGGCGAAGAUGUUAGAGUCCCAAGACAUCAAACUGUGACGGAGAGUUGAGAGAGACGCUCUCGUCAGCGGACACUUGUCACUGCCACUGGCAAUGGCGCCACUUACACUGGCCAGCCGACGAAAGGGAAGAAAUAGAGACUGUGAAUGAUAGGACAAAGGAAACUGACAGCGGGGAUGAGUGAUGGAGAUGAUGGUCGACGGGGAGCCAGAAUAAUGAGAGGCUGUAAGAUUUAUCAUGUCAGAAGGCGAUCCGCCCUCCCAUUGUCCCAGCCACCCCCUGCCUCGGUGUGCAGGGUGUGCUUUCUGUGAAAGC
Molecule: messenger RNA, 1896 nt
Organism: Chelmon rostratus (copperband butterflyfish)
Lineage: Eukaryota; Metazoa; Chordata; Actinopteri; Chaetodontiformes; Chaetodontidae
Gene: bmpr1bb
Product: bone morphogenetic protein receptor, type IBb
Exons: 11
Coding region: 1-1620 (539 amino acids)
Biological process (GO): cellular response to growth factor stimulus; BMP signaling pathway; dorsal/ventral pattern formation
Cellular component (GO): plasma membrane; signaling receptor complex
Molecular function (GO): ATP binding; SMAD binding; transforming growth factor beta receptor activity, type I
Source: RefSeq, a predicted model, not a curated record